AUGUCACUUUUCGGCGCCGGCGCGUCGUCGGCCUCGGCAGGCCAGACAAACACCACCGGCGACAUUUCCAAGGACGUCGCCCUCAACACUCCCCCCGAGGAUGGCAUUUCGGAUCUCCGCUUCUCGCCUACCAGCGAACACCUAGCCGUGGCCUCGUGGGAUAAGAAAGUCCGCAUCUACGAAAUCAACGACCAGGGACAAAGUGAAGGAAAGGCACUCUUCGAGCACGAAGCUCCAGUUCUGAACUGCUGCUGGUCUCCAGAUGGAACCAAGGUCGUCGGUGCCGGUGCCGAUAAGGCAGCCCGCAUGCUCGAUCUCGGCUCAGGCACUACAACCCAAGUUGCUGCCCACGAUGCCCCAAUUCGAAGCUGCCAUAUGAUCCCCAAUCCCUCCGUGGGCGGAACCCCACUCCUGAUCACCGGCUCGUGGGACAAGACAGUCAAAUACUGGGAUUUGCGCCAGUCGACCGCAAUCGCUUCCGUCGACUGCCAGGAGCGUGUCUACACCAUGGACGUCAAGAACAAGCUUCUCGUCGUCGGCACCGCAGACCGUUACAUCAACAUCAUCAACCUCGACCAGCCAACCAACUGCUUCGCAGAUGCCUCGGGCUUCGCCGUCGGCUCCGUCGAGGGCCGCUGUGCUAUCCAGUACGUCGAGGAGAAGGAUUCCGCCUCCAACUUCUCCUUCAAGUGCCACCGUGAAAACCCGCCCGCAAACCGCGACGUCUGCAAUAUCUACUCCGUCAACGCUAUCUCUUUCCACCCCAUCCACGGCACCUUCAGCACUGCCGGUGCCGACGGUACUUUCCACUUCUGGGAUAAGGAUGCGAAGCACCGUCUCAAGGGUUACCCCGCUGUCGGAGGCCCUAUCACUACCUCCGCUUUCAACCGUACUGGAAAUAUCUUCGCUUACUCCGUCAGCUACGACUGGAGCAAGGGUUACUCCGCCAAUACCCAGCAGACUACCAACAAGGUCAUGCUGCACCCUAUCGGACCUGAUGAGACAAAGCCCAGACCCAGCACGCGCAAGCGUUGA
This is a messenger RNA of Penicillium verrucosum, 1035 nucleotides long. RefSeq names its product putative nuclear pore complex protein (SonA) (gene sonA). Gene Ontology annotation, cellular component: nuclear pore. Gene Ontology annotation, molecular function: ubiquitin binding; RNA binding. Bases 1 to 1035 code for a protein of 344 amino acids. The transcript is spliced from 3 exons. The record is from RefSeq and is a predicted model, not a curated record. Lineage: Eukaryota; Fungi; Ascomycota; Eurotiomycetes; Eurotiales; Aspergillaceae. Gene Ontology annotation, biological process: RNA export from nucleus; transcription-dependent tethering of RNA polymerase II gene DNA at nuclear periphery.